Messenger RNA from Vicugna pacos (alpaca), 1669 nucleotides. RefSeq names its product LY6/PLAUR domain containing 3 (gene LYPD3). Gene Ontology annotation, cellular component: plasma membrane. The record is from RefSeq and is a predicted model, not a curated record. Lineage: Eukaryota; Metazoa; Chordata; Mammalia; Artiodactyla; Camelidae.
CUCAUCUUGGGCUCAGGUAAGAGGGCCAGGGUUGGGAGGCGGCACACCUAGGGGGGGAAGCCGAGAGAGCAGGUCGGAACCAUGGGCCCCACCAGGAAAGCAGGCACCCAGGCAGUGAUCUGGACUACAGGCUGGCUGCUGCUGCUGCUGCCACUGCUGCUUCGAGAAGGAGUGCAGGCCCUGGAGUGUUACAGUUGCGUGCAGAAAGCAGAUGACGGAUGCUCUCCGCAGAAGACCAAGACCGUGAAGUGCCCGCCGGGCGUGGACGUAUGCACCGAGGCCGUAGGGGCGGUGGAGACUAUCCACGGGCAAUUCUCGGUGGCAGUGCGGGGCUGCGGUUCGGGACUGCCCGGCAAGAAUGACCGCGGACUGGACCUUCAUGGGCUUCUGGCCUUCAUCCAGCUGCAGCAGUGCUCCCAGGACCGCUGCAACGCCAAGCUCAACCUCACCUCGAGAGCGCUCAACCCUGCAGGCAAUGAGAGUGCCUACGAGCCCAACGGCGUCGAGUGCUACAGCUGCGUGGGGCUGAGCCGCGAGGCGUGCCAGGGUACGGCGCCACCUGUUGUGAGCUGCUACAACGCCAGCGACCACGGCUACAAGGGCUGUUUCGACGGCAACGUCACAUUGACUGCAGCUAAUGUGACUGUAUCCUUGCCUGUCCGGGGCUGCGUCCAGGAUGAGUUCUGCACCCGGGAUUCGGUGACAGGCCCGGGGUUCAUGCUCAGCGGCUCCUGCUGCCAGGGGUCCCGCUGUAACUCGGACCUCCGCAACAGGACCUACUUCUCUCCUCGAUUCCCGCCCCUUGUCCUGCUGCCCCCUCCUCGGUCCACCACUGCGGCCCCAACCACCUCCGUCACUACCUCUACCCCAGCCCCAACCACCUCUACCUCUACCACCACUACCAAACCCACCCCAGCCCCUACCAGCCAGACUUCUCCACCAGAGGUCAAACCUGAGACUUCCCAGGAAGAGGUGCCAGUGGCUGGAGGUGCCGGUGGCCACCAGGACCGUAGGAAUAUGGGGCAGUACCCUAUAAAAGAUGAGGCCCAUAAUAAAGGCUCUGCAGCUCCAUCGGCAGGGUGGGUUGCUCUUCUGUUGGCUGCGGCUGCUGGCAUCCUACUCUGAGCCUCUCCACCUCUUGUCUUACUUCCUCGGCCCUGGGUCCCCUCUCUUCCCAUUACUCCCUCUCUCACCACUGGACUGGGCUGGCCCAGCCCCUGUUCUCCCAGUCUCCCCCCCUCCGCCCCUGUCCCCAGCUUCUGCUGCACUGGUUUGCGGCUUCGGGAAAUAAAGUCACCAUUGUAUACAUCCUGCCAGGGUGUCCUAGCUUUUUGAGGGCAUCAAUUGCAUCCCCCUCAUCUUUGUCUUUCCUUGGUCUCCUCUCGGUGCCUAGGACAGAGGGAAGUCAGUUGUCCCAGGGAAGGUAGGAGAGACGAUGCUAAGCUUCCUAUUCGCUUUUUCACAGCCAACCUGGAAUAGGAGAGGUGGGCUGACAAAAUGGCUCCGUCCUCUGAAGGCUCUGCCCUCUGCCCCUCCAUCUUUGUGGGAAUCGUUUUGGAGUCUUCUUUUCUAGUUGUGAGCUCCUCAAGGGCAGGGACUGUACCUUAGGCCUCUGUGCGGUCAAUGUCUGGCACAUAAAGGCUUCAAUAAACGUUUACUUUGUAUAGUG